This is a messenger RNA of Phoenix dactylifera (date palm), 561 nucleotides long. Lineage: Eukaryota; Viridiplantae; Streptophyta; Magnoliopsida; Arecales; Arecaceae. The record is from RefSeq and is a predicted model, not a curated record.
CUCCUACCCUCGCACAAACGGACAAGCCUCCCCGCACUCGAUAGGUGGGGCGUCGAGGCUGACGCCGACGACCAUGGCCGUCUCCAUCACCUUCGCUCCCUCGCACCCUUCUCUCCGCUCCGACUCCCUCCAUCUCUCCACUCCCACAAACCCGUCCUCGUUCUCCGAAACCCUAGCUCUCGAUCGCCGGCGGCUUCCAUGAGCGUCGAAGCCCCAAAAAAGUCCCCCGAUGCCUCUUUCUUGGAUAGGAAGGACUCCGGCCUUUUCCAUUUCGUCAAAUACCAGGGUCUCGGCAACGAUUUCAUCAUGGUGGAUAAUAGGGAUUCCUUGGAGCCUAGGGUUACUCCCCAACAGGCCGUGAAGCUCUGCAAUCGGAAUUUUGGGAUUGGUGCUGAUGGUGUAAUCUUUGCAUUGCCCGGGGUCAAUGGCACCGAUUACUCCAUGAGGAUCUUUAACUCGGAUGACAGCGAGCCCGAGGCUUUGGAGGUGGAUGACUUAAAGCUGGGAGAUAUUGGUCCAAAAUUUGAGCACCAUGAGAUGUUCCUUGAGCCAAGCUCAUAG